Molecule: messenger RNA, 5603 nt
Organism: Stegastes partitus (bicolor damselfish)
Lineage: Eukaryota; Metazoa; Chordata; Actinopteri; Pomacentridae
Gene: als2b
Product: alsin Rho guanine nucleotide exchange factor ALS2 b
Exons: 33
Coding region: 23-5047 (1674 amino acids)
Biological process (GO): regulation of GTPase activity; endosomal transport
Cellular component (GO): intracellular membrane-bounded organelle; centrosome; dendrite
Molecular function (GO): small GTPase binding; guanyl-nucleotide exchange factor activity
Source: RefSeq, a predicted model, not a curated record
GAUGGAGGAGUAAAGCCCACUGAUGGAAACCCAGAGGAAGAGCUCUGGGGAUGACGGCGGUGGAGAGCGAGGCCUCCUGCACACCUGGAGGGGCUACUCCUACAGCGUCACCCCCGAGAGGCUGCUCCUGCCCCGGCCGGUGCUGCAGGUCGCUCUGGGCUCACGGCACGGCGUCCUGCUGGUGGAAGGAGGACAGGUGUACAGUUUUGGUGAGUUGCCAUGGAAACAGAGUCAGGUGCCCGAGCCGGCCAAACCGACGCUGGAGAGCGCGCUCAGUGGGCAGCGGGUGGUCGUGGUCGCAGCCGGAAGCUUCCACAGCGGGGCGGUGACGGAGGACGGCGGCGUCCACAUGUGGGGCGACAACGGCGCCGGACAGUGCGGCCUGUCGGGCCUCAGCACCGUCCCCAACCCGACUCCAGUGGCCCUGCUGGACUCGGACCGCAGCCCCCCGCAGACGGUGCCGGUGCUGGAGGUCUCCUGCGGCGAGCGGCACACCCUGGCGCUGUCGGUGCAGCGGGAGGUUUGGGCGUGGGGCAGCGGCUGCCAGCUCGGCCUCAGCGCCGCCGUCUUCCCCGUCUGGAAGCCGCAGAAGGUGGAGCACCUGGCGGGCAGGUGUGUGCUGCAGGUGGCCUGCGGGGCGUCGCACAGUCUGGCUCUGGUGCGCUGCCCGGGUCCUCAGGACGUCCAGCGGCCGCCUGUCGAUAAAUGCAAUCAGUGCAAUCAGCUGCUCUACACCAUGACGGACAAAGAGGACCACGUCAUCAUCUCAGACGGACACUACUGCCCGCUGGGCGUGGAGCUGACGGAGGACGAGGGCCGGCUGGAGGCGCCGACACCCACGCCGGGCCUGAAGACCUCCCCAUCGGAGACGGUCCUGCCCUCCUACACCUCCACCUCCUUUGCCAAAAGUGCCGAACCCUCCACCGAGCCCUCCGACUCUCAGGACUCCCAGAAAGAUGGAGCGUCAGUGGCAAACGGAGAGCUGCCGACCUCGGAUCCGGACGCCUCGGCUCGGUCCAACGGUUCUGGCAGCGCUGCUGCUGCGAUCAAGAACUCACCGUAUCCAGACGAACAGGCGGUCAAAGAUUACCUGAAGAAACUGUCGGACAACACGCAGGCAGAAACGAAGACGGCCGGAGGGCUGCACAGUCUGCUGCCCUCGGCGGCAGCACUCGGCUCCUCCGCUCCCACCUCCGCGCUCAACAACCUGGUGGCCUCCUGCGCCUCCGCCGUGGGCGAGCGGGUCGCCUCCACCUACGAGGCUCUGUCGCUAAAAAAGAUGAUGACCUUCUACCUGCCCUCGACGGCGGCGAGGUCGGGGGGCGGCGGCAGCGUGGGCGACAACAGCACUGAGCGGGUCCGCCAGGAGGACUCGGUGCAGGCGAAGAAGAGCUCCAGCACCGGAGACAUCCGCGAGGAGGAAGCUGAAGGUCUGCGGCGUCGCCUCUCGCUGCCAGGACUCCUCUCUCAGGUCUCCCCGCGGCUGCUGAGGAAGGCCGGUCGGCCCCGGAUGCGAGCGGUGGCGCUCAGCCCGCUGGGAGGAUCCGUCCCGGCCGCCCAGGAGGUGCUGCCCUCCCUGCAGACAGAGGUGUGGAGCUGGGGCCACGGGGAGCACGGCCAGCUGGGCCACGGAGACAACGUGGCCAGGCUGCAGCCGCUCUGCAUCAAGAGUCUGAACAACAAGGAGGUUGUUCGCGUGGCGGCCGGCGCUCAUCAUUCCCUCGCUGUGACGGCUCAGUCUCAGGUGUUCUCGUGGGGCAGCAACAGCUCCGGUCAGCUCGGACACAUGGACUCUCCCAGCACCGUCCCCCGACUCGCCAAGCUGUCGGAGGGGAUCCGGGUUUGGGACGUGAGCGCCGGCGAGAGGCACACGCUGCUGCUGGCCGACGGCGACUGCAUCCAGCCCAUCAUCUACUACAGCGGGCAGCAGGUGAAGGAGGACCAGGAGGAGGAGGACCAGGCCAAGGAGGCGAGCCGGCCGGAGGAGGCGGAGGAGGAGCAGGAGAGGACGGGAGGCUACACCCAGCAGCCGGUGCUGCUGCCCUUCUGCAUGAACCUGGGUUACGUGAGCAGUGUGUGUGCGGGCGGCCGGCGCUGCGUGGCGCUGUCGGACCGGAACGUGAUGGGCUUCAUCGCCAGCCUCCAUGAGCUGGCGUCCGCCGAGAGGAAGUUCUACUGCCGGCUGUGUAGCAUCAAGUCUCAGAUCAUCCGCCCCCUGCUGGAGCUGGAGUCUCUGAGCUCCGCCCUCGGGCAGGUGGUGCUCGGCCUCCUGCAGACGCUGGCGGGUCGCUUCAGCCUGCUGUGUCACCUGACCGGGCAGCACGCCGCCAGCCUCACCGCCAACCUGCGCCGCGGCCGAGAGGUCAAGAACCUGCUCAUCCUCGACCUCGCCGGCAUCUUCCUGGACUCUUACAACGAUUACUGCAGCGCCGUCGGACACUUCCAGGUGAUGGGAGGUUUCCAGGCUUUGACCAAACCGUCCCUAGACUUCUUUGGGAAGAGCCCCGAGCUCAUCCAGAAGCUGUCGGAGUGCAGCGAGGAGAACCCCGUCAUGGCCGACCUCCUGGUGGCGCUGUUCUACCUCCCGACCCGCCACCUUCACGAGUACGGCCGGCUGCUGCUCAAACUGGCCACCUGCUUCGAAGUGAGCUCCAGCGACUACCAGAAGCUGCAGGACAGCUGCUCCAAGUUCGAAGCUCUGACCCUGCAGCUGAAGAGAAAAAGGAAAGAGGCGGAUUACACCUUUAACUUCUGGAAGAGCUUCCCCGGCAAGAUGACGGACUCUCUGAGGAAGCCUCACCGCCGGCUGAUCUGCGAGAGCAGCAACAAAGCUCUGACGCUGCAGAACGCCGGACGCUUCUCCGUCAACUGGUUCAUCCUGUUCAACGACGCUCUGGUCCACGCACAGUUCUCCACCCAUCACAUCUUCCCUCUGGCCACGCUGUGGGUGGAGCCCAUGCCGGAGGAGGACACCGGCCUGUUUGGACUGAAGGUGAUCACACCUGAGGAGACGUUCACCCUGCUGGCCUCGUCUGCCACCGAGAAGGCCAAGUGGCUCCGCUCCAUCAACCAGGCGGUGGACCAGGCGCUGAGCGGGUCGGGGCAGGACGUGGCGUCGGCCGGCUCGGGCCAGAAGUUGGAUCCUCCGAUCUCCAGGACGGCGUCGUACACGUUCUAUAAGGACGGGAGGCUGAAGGAGGCGACGUACGACGGCCGCUGGCUCAACGGCAAACCCAACGGCAGAGGAGUGCUGAAGUGGCCUGAUGGGAGAAUUUACACGGGAGCGUUCAAGAACGGCCUGGAGGACGGCUUCGGGGAGUUCGUGGCUCCGAAUAAGACGCUGAGCAAGAACGAUCACUAUCAGGGCCACUGGAAAGACGGAAAGAUGAACGGUUUGGGAACGUACAGGUACGCCAGCGGGGAGGUGUACGACGGAUCCUUCCAGGACGGGAUGCGUCACGGCCACGGGAUGCUGCGCAGCGGCAAACUCAACACGUCGUCGCCGAGCGUCUUCAUCGGCCAGUGGCUGCAGGACAAGAAGACGGGCUACGGGGUCUUCGACGACAUCACCAAAGGAGAGAAGUUCAUGGGCAUGUGGCAGGACCACCAGCGGCAGGGGACCGGCGUCGUCGUCACCCAGUUCGGCCUUUAUUAUGAAGGAGCCUUCAAGGACAACAAGAUGAUGGGCACCGGGAUCCUUCUGUCCGAGGACGACACGACGUACGAGGGCGAAUUCUCCGACGACUGGACCCUGAGUGGAAAGGGCGUGCUGACGAUGGCGAACGGCGACUACCUGGAGGGCUCCUUCAACGGCGAAUGGGGCUCCGGCCUCAAAGUGACGGGCUCCUACUUCAAACCUCACCUGUUUGACACCGACAAGGACAAGACCAGAGCCGUGAGGUUGGGUCGUCUGUGUGUCUGCGCUGAGGACAAGUGGCAGGCGGUGUUCGAGGAGUGCUGGACUCAGCUGGGCUGCGACUCUCCGGGUCGAGGAGACAACCCGAAGGCCUGGGAGAACAUCGCCGUGGCCCUCACCACCAACCUGCGACACAUCCAGGACAGUCCGGAGGUGUUGUCUCGGAGCCACAGCAGAACUCUGGAGAGUCUGGAGGUGAUUCCUCAGCACACGGGACCGAUCACCAUGGAGAGGUACCACAGCAUCCGCCUCUACCUCAUCAAGGCGUGCGACACCCCCCUCCACCCGCUGGGCCGGCUGCUGGAGACCCUGGUGGCCGUCUACCGGAUGACCUACGUGGGCGUCGGGGCGAACCGCCGGCUGCUGCCUCAGGCCGUCAACGAGAUCAAGUCUUACCUCAACCGCAUCUUCCAGAUCGUCAGGUUUCUGUUCCCUGACCUGCCAGAGGAGGGCGGUCUGAUUCCAGAGCCGACCACCACCAGCAGCAGCCUCCAGGACGGGAAGGACGGCGGCUCCUCCGACGCCCCGCUGGAGUCGCCCAAACCCAGCCGCGUGGUGAGCAGCUCGGCGCUGCUGCUUCCCGUCCUGCUGCCGCGGCUUUACCCGCCGCUCUUCACCCUCUACGCUCUGGACAAGGAGCGGGAGGACGACGUGUACUGGGAGUGCGUCCUGCGCCUCAACAAGCAGCCCGACCUCGCCCUGCUCGCCUUCCUGGGCGUCCAGCAGAAGUUUUGGCCCGUUUCCAUCCCGACGUCUUUACCUGCACCUGGAGAGAAGCAGCAGGUCAUGUCCACCACCAAAGACGCCUGCUUCGCCUCUGCAGUGGAAACCCUUCAGCAGAUCAGCACAACGUUCACGCCGUCGGACAAGCUGCAGGUGAUCCAGCUCACCUUCGAGGAGAUCACGCAGGAGGUUCAGGCGCUGCUGAAGCAGGACUUCCUGUGGUCCAUGGACGACCUCUUCCCCGUCUUCCUCUACGUGGUGCUGAGAGCUCGAAUCAGGAACCUCGGUUCUGAGGUCAGUCUGAUCGAAGACCUGAUGGAUCCCUGCGUUCAACACGGAGAACACGGAAUCAUGUUCACCACCCUGAAGGCCUGCUACUACCAGAUCCAGCACGAGAAGAUCACCUAAGGCGACGGUUCCGUCCUCGGCGGAGGAUCUGCUGCUGCCACGGAGACGGGACCACCUCCCCCGCCUCCGCCUCUCCACCAGCCUCUCAUCCACCCAUCACGAAGGAGACGAGCCUCCUCACGCCGUCCGGUGGGAAACGACGAAACCCCGGCCGGCGUUUGUCCUCCUUCACCUCGGAGGGAGGAAGAAGUUUGUUCCGGUGUUUGUUCGGCUCGUUUUGCAGUUGUGGGAUUAAACGGACCUCAAGAUUCAGAACAGCUUUUAGAACAUGAAGCUGUUUGUCACCGACAUGAAGAACCAGACAGGAAGGAUUCUCCGUGAAGCUCCAGCAGCUUCAUGGCGCUCGACAGCCUGAACUGUUGCAGACAGAUGUUUAGAAAACCAACCAGUUCUUCUUCACUCAAGUAUUUCAGCUCGAUAAAGGGCCAGUAACAGUUAUUAGUAAUAAGGAGUCUGAUAUAUGCGGUCAAAUCUUAGUGUCAAAACAGAAACUCUUUUGUUUAUUUAUGUUUCACCCAUUUUUAAUUAACUCUCUGAACCCCAAACUCCACCAGCA